AUGGAUCUUGAUCAAACACACUUUAAUUUUAACUUUCCGUUGGCAGAUCCUUUCUUUUACCAUAGUUCAAGUAUUGAUAUGCUCAUCGGAGCAGAUCUUUAUCCAGAUAUAGUUUUGGAAGGGGUGAAGAAAAAUGUUUUAAAUUCUUUGAUAGCACAAAAUACAGUUUUUGGUUGGGUGCUACUCGGUCCUUAUGGCGAUAUUCCCACCAUUUCAAAUUUUUCAACUUUUGUCUCGUAUAGUGACGAGCCUCCACCAAGUCACUGUAUUGAAAGAUUUUGGAAAAUCGAGGAAUUACCUCAGUUUUACCUACUUUCUCCAUCCGACCAAUAUUGUGAAGAUUUAUAUCGAAGUACAACUUUUCGCGAAGCAACUGGAAGAUAUAUUGUUAAAUUACCCUUUAAGAAUCCUACGGAGGAACCGCAGUUGGGCACUUCACGUUUCAAUGCAAUGAAACAAUAUCUUCGAAACGAAAAAAGUUUAAUGUCUAAGCCCACUGUUAAAACAGAAUACGACAGAGUCCUAUCUGAGUAUAUUGAAUUAGGUCAUAUGACAUCCACACCACCUUACGAGUUGUGGAACGAUGGUUGUGUUCAAUCUUUUUACAUGCCACACCAUGCUGUUUUAAAGCCCCAAAGCACCACUACAAAAUUGAGGGUCGCUUUUAACGCAUCUUGCUCAUCCUCCAAUGGCAACAGCCUAAACGAUCUUUUGUAUCCAGGUCCCGUUCUCCAAAGUGACAUUACGUUGCUCCUUCUUAACUGGCGUUUCUAUAGAUACGUUUUCAACGGUGAUAUUGAGAAAUUGUACCGCCAAAUUGGUAUUCAUCCUGACCAUGCACAAUAUCAACGCAUUUUAUUCCGUCCCAAUGGGGAUCAAAAGGUCGUCGAUUACAAUUUAAACACUGUCACCUUCGGAGUAAAUUGCGCUCCAUAUCUCGAAAUACGCACUCUUCAUCAAUUAUCAUCUGAUGUUGAAACCAGUUUUCCUUUGGCUUCAAAAAUCCUUAAAAAGGAGUUUUACGUGGACGAUGUCCUUUCUGGCGCUCACGAUAUUUUAUCAGCACGUAGAGCACAGACGAAACUUAUAACGGCUCUGCGAUCCGCCGGAUUCAAUUUAAGAAAGUGGGCAGCUAACGAUUCUGAAUUAUUAAAUCAUAUUCCCAGGGAAGAUCUUUUAAACAAAGAUUUCUUAACUAUCGAAGAUGACAGUUCAACCAAAACACUUGGUGUUCAAUGGAACGCCUCCACUGAUACUUUUUCCUUUUCAACCAACCCACAAAGUUUAUCCGUGGUUUCUACCACCAAACGCGAUGUAUUAUCGGCCAUCUCAAGAUUGUAUGAUCCUGCAGGCUGGCUUGCAUCCGUUGUUGUAACUGCGAAGAUAAUUAUGCAACAAAUUUGGAAAGAUGGAACUGAGUGGAAGCAAAAUCUUAAGCCUCUCACCCAUCAAAAAUGGAAAUCUUUUAUAUCCGAUUUCUCGGAAAUAGAAAAAAUCACUAUUCCUCGUUGGGUGGAUUUUUCCCCUUGGAAAAAAAUGCAGCUCCACGGUUUCUCGGAUGCCUCCGAAAAGGCUUAUGCGGCCACUGUUUAUGUUCGGGUCCGUCAUGAUUCUUCGUUAGUUACAUCUCAUUUAUUAUGGGCCAAAUCCAAAGUUGCGCCUGUUAACUAUCUAUCACGUAUGAUUCGAAUACUACUCAAUCAAUUUGAUUUUUUAAACAAUAUCUCUAUUCAUCUGUGGACUGAUUCCAAAAUAGUUCUUGCGUGGCUUAGCAAACCACCAAGUACUUGGAAAACGUUUGUUGCUAAUCGAACUUCAGAAAUUAUAGCUAACGUUCCUGAUGUUCAAUGGAGUCAUGUUCCCUCUGCUGAUAAUCCCGCCGAUUUGGCAAGUCGUGGUAUCUCCCCUGGAGAACUUAAAUCAAAUCAAUUAUGGUGGAUCGGACCUAAUUGGUUACAAGAACCAAAAUUUAACUGGCCCUCACUUCAGCAACAUGAUCCUCCGGAUGAAUCAGUCCUUGAACUCAAAUCAAUUUCGAAACACGUAAAUGUUGCACUGCAAAAAAUCGAAUUCGAAAACAAAAUUUUAAACAGAUUUUCUUCAUGGCAUAGAGCGCUCCGUGUAAUGAGCUAUGUAUUUCGUUUUCGUGAAGCAGCUCGUAAAGUUCCAAAUAGAACCGAAUAUCAUACGAUAUCCCUUUCUCAUGAAGAGAUCAAGUCUACAAAAACAAAAAUUAUCCAAUUAUCUCAAAAACAGUAUUUUGGAGGUGAAUAUUUUGCCCUAAUUCAAGGAACAAAAGUACACUCAAAAAGUAAAAUUUUAUCACUUAGCCCGUUUCUUGACUCCAACCAGGUAAUACGUUCUCAAGGAAGACUUGCAUGCUCAACUUUAUCAUACAAUGAAAAAUUUCCCAUAAUUGUUCCCUAUAAAUCUUAUUUGUCACAUCUCAUUUUAUCUUAUAUUCAUCAAUUAUCGCUACAUGGUGAAAUCCAAUUGAUGACCCGUUUGGUGCGCUCCGAGAAAGAUUAUAUUCGAAAGUGUUAA
Messenger RNA from Episyrphus balteatus (marmalade hoverfly), 2544 nucleotides. RefSeq lists its product as uncharacterized. NCBI's taxonomy places the organism in Eukaryota, Metazoa, Arthropoda, Insecta, Diptera, Syrphidae. Bases 1 to 2544 code for a protein of 847 amino acids. The transcript has a single exon. The record is from RefSeq and is a predicted model, not a curated record.